Molecule: messenger RNA, 959 nt
Organism: Cuscuta epithymum
Lineage: Eukaryota; Viridiplantae; Streptophyta; Magnoliopsida; Solanales; Convolvulaceae
Source: the annotation of a GenBank genome assembly
UCCAUAUAUUGGUCCGAAAUGGGAAAAAUGGGUAGAGUGUGGUUAGAGAUUGCGACAAUGGUUGGGGAUAUUGCAGCAACGGUGUGUGGGUUUGCGGUGGCAUACAUGCACGCCACCUCUGUGCUUUGGGCGAUAGCAAUGUCCGCUCAUCUCCUUGCGCUCAUCGCCGCUGUUUCUCUAGGAUAUUUCGUCUACGCCAUGCUUCGUGAUUGGAAGCUUUUAGGGGCAUACACCAUCCUCCGGCUCGCUAUUGUGGCUUGCGGAAUUGGGAAGCAUUCUCUCACAUUUUAUGCUGGACUCGUAGUUUCCAUCAGUGACCUGGCAAUAGUUGUUUCUGCAUACUUGGUUCCUCACUUGGUCCCAGAGUACAUUUCUUCAUCAGCAAAUGUUGAACUCCCAAAUAUGAAAAAGUGACUUUAUAAAUUCUAGAGUAUAUCUCUAACAUAUACUUCCAUUAAAAAGUGCAACAGUCAACAUUGGAAGGUUCCUAACUAAAUGGCACAAUUUUUUAUAUAUACACAAGCAAAUGUUAGGCCUUCCAAAAUCAUUGUACAAAAUCAUUUGCUAGAGAUAUAUUCUAGAGUAUAUCUCUAGCAAAUUUUUUAUCUUGAUCAAUUUACACAAAACUGCCAUAUCCUUAGCAAAUGUUAGAGAUAUUUUCAUUAUAUUAUGAUCAAUGUUACUUAGCCUUUUGUAAUAAUUUAUUUAUCCAUAGAAUAGGCCUUAAAUGGAAAAGGCUACUAAGCUAAAUUAGGAAUGGGUCUCCUAAAAAGGAGAGCCCAUAUCAUUGUAAAACCUACCAUUCUAAGGAGGCUAUAAAUAGACCCCUUAGGAAUGGCUAGGUUAAGCUUUUCAAUGCAUUCUCUGUGCCGCAGUGCCUAUUUGCGUGUAAGGUUUUUAUGCUAGGUUUUCACAUCAUUCUGUAAAACCUUCACCAUCAAUGGAAAGCUUCAUUCCCA